CAAAGUCAUAUCCAGCAACAAUAACACAUACACACACAGACGAACAGACGGACAAAGAAAGGCCUAAUACCCGUAAUGUUGUCAGCUAGCCAGCCUUUCUCUUAGGGGCUGAACCACUUUUUCGCAUUCGAAACCAAUAACAAAAACAACAACAACGACGACGACAACUGAGAAGACGACUUCAACGAAAAAAGUCAGAACAGCAGGAAAUUAUCGAUUUUCGCAUGAGCGAGUUGAGAAAUUCAGCAGCAGCAGUAGUUGAGGAGAGUUUCUAAAAGACGACGACAACGACGACGACGAAGAAAAAAAUCGGAACAGAAAACUUUUAAGUUUUUUUUGCUUGGGUUUGUUGAGUCAAAGUUUUUUCCGUUUUCGGUUGCUGGUCGAUUUUCACAAAUCCAAUUGAAAUGAUUUUGAGAUUAGAAUAGCAGCAGCGCCGUCGUUUCGUGUGAAAUACCAAAAAAAUCGAACCAAAGAAAUAAAUAUUUCAGGUGUUCGGGCCAUUUGUGUAUCCAUCCACAACACAGCAAAGGCAGGCAGGCAGGCGAGAACGAAAAAAAAACGCAGAAAUAGCCCAACAACACCAACACAAUGGCCGACACUGAAUUCGAGGAAUUCCAUCGACCAAUCUUCGAGACCCAUACAAUACCCUAUGCCAGCAGUGCUGUGAGUGGAGUCAAGAAGUCAAAUCCGCAUACAUUUUAUUCCCUUAUACCCAAUAAUGACAUCGAAGACUCGCCAUCUUCGAAAAGUGAUACCUCCGAUCAGGAGGACAAUAUCGACAAUUGCAAUAACAACAAACUGAGUCGUCAAGUCGAAGAUGAUGAUGGCCUCAAGGUGGUCUCAUUAUCCUCAGAUGGCUCAUUGGACACAAAUGAUUCCUUUAACUCCCAUCACCAUCAUCCCCUCAAUCAUCAGGAUGCCAUUGGUGGGCUCGUGGGCAUUGGGUCCAGCAAUGCCCAUCAUCAGGCCAAUAACGGCAGUGGUGGUGGCCAGACUCCAUCGCAUAACAUGAUUAUAACUGGACUCAACAAUCAACAGCAAAGACGUCGCAGGAAAUUGCCGGAAAUUCCCAAAAAUAAAAAAUCUUCCAUUCUACAUCUUUUAGGUGGCAAUGUUGGUGGUAGCGGUGGCGGAGGUGGCUCCGCCGGCGGUAACGGUUAUGACCAUUCCAGCUUGGCCGACGAAAUGUCUUCGGCACGCAAUCGCAACGGCACCACAAACGCUGGUGGACGACAAAAUCAACGAUCAUUUCUAACGCUCAAACACAGUUAUCUUCUGGACGAAGAUUCCAGUCCCGAUUCGGAACGUCUGCAAAGUCUGGGCGAUGUGGACAGCGGUCACAGUACCGCCCACUCGCCCACCGAUUUUAAGAGUAUGUCACCACAAAUCACUUCCCCCGUAUCGGAAUCACCUGUGCCCCAGCCCUUUGGCGGGGUGCCAUUUGCUCAGCUGGAAAUGCUCGAGGCAACGCAUCGGGGUCUGCACAAGUUCAUACCACGUCACAACGAUGAGAUUGAAAUCGAAAUUGGGGAUCCGGUCUAUGUCCAGAAGGAGGCCGAUGAUUUGUGGUGUGAGGGCGUGAAUUUGCGAACCGGUCGCCAGGGUAUAUUUCCCUCGGCCUAUGCCGUGGACUUGGAUUACAAUGAAUUCGAUCCGACGGUGCAGCAGGUGAAAAAGGAACGUUAUCUGUUGGGUUAUUUGGGUUCGGUGGAGACACUGGCCCACAAGGGCACCGGUGUGGUGUGCCAGGCGGUGCGCAAGAUUGUGGGCGAGUAUGGUAAUUCGCCCACAGGGCAAGUGUGUAUAUUGGAAAUAUCGGAUCAAGGCUUGCGUAUGGUAGAUCGUUCUACGCCCAAUAACAAAAAGGAUAAGAAACCUUGCAUUGAUUAUUUUUACUCGCUUAAGAAUGUCUCCUUUUGUGCAUUUCAUCCAAGGGAUCAUCGUUUUAUUGGCUUCAUAACCAAACAUCCAACUGUGCAGCGUUUUGCUUGUCAUGUUUUCAAGGGAUCCGAAUCGACCAGGCCUGUGGCAGAGGCUGUUGGACGUGCUUUCCAACGUUUCUACCAGAAAUUUAUUGAGACCGCUUACCCCAUAGAGGACAUUUACAUUGAAUAAAUUAAGGCAGAAAAACGCAAAACCAAACCAACCGAACAACCGUUACUUUUCAUAUCGUUUCACAGUAUUUCUUCGGUAUAUGAAAAGUCAAUACAUACAUAAAGUAUAUAAUAUGUAUAUGUAUAUAAUAAAUAUAUAGGUACAAAACUUACUUACUUUCAAAACUCCCCCCUCUUUCUCGUAAUAUGCGUGGACUAGAGUCCCCCCUCUGAGAGAUAAAUGAAAUUAGAAAGACGAAAUGAAACUGAGAAUAAUAAAAGAAUGAAAGCCAACACAAUUUAAUCAAAUAAAACCUAAAGACAAGAGCAUAUUUGAAAGGGAUUUAAGAGGCCACA
This is a messenger RNA of Musca domestica (house fly), 2453 nucleotides long. RefSeq names its product JNK-interacting protein 1 (gene Aplip1). The transcript is spliced from 5 exons. Gene Ontology annotation, cellular component: cytoplasm. Gene Ontology annotation, biological process: regulation of JNK cascade. Bases 592 to 2118 code for a protein of 508 amino acids. NCBI's taxonomy places the organism in Eukaryota, Metazoa, Arthropoda, Insecta, Diptera, Muscidae. Gene Ontology annotation, molecular function: protein binding. The record is from RefSeq and is a predicted model, not a curated record.